AUGGGUAGCGGCUCUGCGUCAGCCGGAGCUGAGAGGCUGCACAGCGGAGUCCUCAGAGAUCUUGAGCGUCAAAGUCAGAAAAAGGAAAAUAUUCGCCUGCUAGAAGAGCAGAUUGCUUUGACAAAGCAGCUGAUGGAAGAAAGGGACAAGGCGCUAAUGGCAAAAGGGUCCCGGCAGUCCUAG
Messenger RNA from Phaethon lepturus (White-tailed tropicbird), 183 nucleotides. It is a transcript of the gene PET117, whose product is annotated as PET117 homolog (S. cerevisiae). The transcript has 2 exons. Lineage: Eukaryota; Metazoa; Chordata; Aves; Phaethontiformes; Phaethontidae. The record is from RefSeq and is a predicted model, not a curated record. Bases 1 to 183 code for a protein of 60 amino acids.